UAUUCCAAAUUAUUCACAAUAAAGACUCAGCUUUUGUAUUAUCAUUCUUGUUAUUAAAAACAAUCAGACAGAGAUUAGCAAUAUCUAUGGCGAUGGCGGAAGAAGUGGAAUUGUUUGGUGGAUGGAUGAGUCCAUUUAGCCGGAGAGUGGAGUUGGGUUUGAAACUCAAAGGCAUUGAUUAUAAAUAUCAUGAAGAAGAUUUGAAGAACAAAAGUGAUUUCCUUUUGACUUACAACCCAAUUUACAAGAAAGUCCCUGUUUUUCUUCACAACGGAAACCCCAUCUCAGAGUCACUUAUAAUUCUUGAGUACAUCGAUCAAGUUUGGAACUCACUUUAUCCUUUCUUUCCUCAACAAAAUCCCUACGAAACAGCUCAAGCAAGAUUCUGGGCUAAUUAUAUAGAUGACAAGGUUUUGGCUGCUACACUGAAGGCUGCAAAAAGCAGCAAAAGAGAAGAGAGAGAGAAGGGUUUGGAAGAAACCGAGGAGACAUUAAAACCACUUGAGAAAGAGCUUCAAAACAAGAAGUUCUUUGGAGGAAAUAAAAUUGGAAUUGUGGACAUUGUUGGAACUGUAAUUGCAUAUUGGAUCCCAGCCAUUGAAGAAGCUUUUGGAUUUGAGCUGUUAACAACAAAAAAGUUUCCAAAGUUAACCAAAUGGAGUGAAGAGAUUGUAAACAACAGUGUGGUGAAGCAGGUUUUGCCCCCAAAAUCUAACCUUGUGGCCUACUUGCAAACUGUUUUAACAACCAAAUAGAAGAUUGGUUGCUUUCUUUUGUAUCUUCAAUAGACCACCUGGCUUAUGUAGUAAAAUAAAUCUCUAACCCUUUUGGUAAGGUUGAGAAUGUACUCUUACUGAAUGUUUUACUCCUUAGGAACUAAAGGAAUCAAAAUAUUUAAAAACAAUGUUUAAUAGUAAUGAACUUGUCGAGAAGAAUUAUUUGAAGUUAAUUAGAGGAAAAGUGUAAGGUCAGCUACUUUUGUUAGCUUGAAUUUUAAUCACAGUGGUCAGCUACUUUUGUUAGCUUGAAUUUUAAUCACAGUGGUCAGCUACUUUUGUUAGCUUGAAUUUUAAUCACAGUGGUCAGCUACUUUUGUUAGCUUGAAUUUUAA
Molecule: messenger RNA, 1111 nt
Organism: Cucumis sativus (cucumber)
Lineage: Eukaryota; Viridiplantae; Streptophyta; Magnoliopsida; Cucurbitales; Cucurbitaceae
Product: probable glutathione S-transferase
Exons: 2
Coding region: 87-755 (222 amino acids)
Biological process (GO): glutathione metabolic process
Cellular component (GO): cytoplasm
Molecular function (GO): glutathione transferase activity
Source: RefSeq, a predicted model, not a curated record